CUUUGCCCUGAAAACAGUGACUACAUUUCCCCGCAUUCUGUUCGACAUUAAUAUAUAACAACAAACCCCAGUGCACGUUCAAAACGGUGUCAUUCAAAACACAGACAUGGUGGCAUAACUCGCUCUGUAGUGGAGAUAUCCGAGCUAAUCAGUGAGGUGCCGGUUUAAUAUAGGCACAAUGAGCUGCUGGAUGUUGUUACGGUUGCACAGCGGGGACCUCCGCAGAUCUCUCCUGCCUCUGUACUGUUCCCUCAGCCUGCGAGCUCUCAGUUCUGGAGCUAUCAGCCGCAGCUUGAGAGAGAGUUACCGUAUACUGCAGUUGCCUGAUGAUGGAGCCAGCGAUGCUGCAGAGGUCAAGGAGGCUUACCUACACAUGGCCAAGCUCUACCAUCCAGAUUCCGGCGCUCCCACAGCAGACGCUGCUCUAUUUUCCAAGAUAGAGGAGGCCUAUCGGGCUGUUUUAGCCCACCUCGCCCGACAAAAGGCAGCCUCACAUGAUACCCAAUCGAUGGAGGAAGAAGAGGAAGAUAAAAUUAAAAGUAAUGCCCCUCAACACAGACAUUACCUCAGUUUUGAAGGCAUUGGUUCUGGGACUCCAAGCCAAAGAGAGCGACAGUACCGACAGUUUCGUGUAGACCGCGCCACCGACCAGGUUCUGGAGUAUCGACAGAAGGAGAUGGAGAAGGCGGCAGCAGACGAAGGAGCCAUGGUGACCCGAGAUGCACGUUUGCGCAGCAAGCAGAUCAAAAUCACUCAGGCAGUGGAGAGGCUGGUUGAGGACCUCAUCCAGGAGUCGAUGGCCCGUGGAGACUUCCAAAACCUCAGUGGCACUGGCAAACCGCUCAACAAGUUUGAUCACAACCCGUAUAUGGACCCCAUGACGCACAACCUCAACAGAAUCCUUAUCGACAACGGUUACCAGCCAGAAUGGAUCGUGGCUCAGAAGGAGAUCAGGGAAACCAUUGCUAAAAUGAGGAUGAGCUUGCAGGAGGUCAGGGCAAGGUUGGGAGAACCCAUGAGACACUCAGAAACUCUCCAGUGGAAGGAGCACUGCGCUGCGUUUGCUGAUGAACUGGGGAAACUCAACAAGAAAGUGGACAAUUUCAACCUGAUUGUGCCUCUUAUGAACAGGCAGAUGGUGCAUUACAGCCUGAAGAGAGAGCUGGAGAAGAUACUGAAAACUGAUCAGCUGCUCAGGCAGGAGAAGGAAAGAGAAAAAGAAAAGAAGCAAAAGGAGCAGAUGGAGACAGCAAGAACAUCUCAGAACACCAGACAAGGACUCAUCACAUGGAUGCAGAAUCUUCUUAAAUGAGGCCGCAAUAAAAUGCGGAGUUGUAUUUCAUGUGUUGGCCUGUUGUUAGUGUGAUUAAGAUUAUUUUGCCCUUCCUUGUUUUUAUCAUAACUGUAAUACAGUAAGAAACUAUUAUUUUAAUUUAUAAUAAUUAAAUCAUUAAAUAAAUAAAUAAAUAAAUACUAUC
Cyprinus carpio (common carp) is the source of this 1478-nucleotide messenger RNA. It is a transcript of the gene dnajc28, whose product is annotated as DnaJ heat shock protein family (Hsp40) member C28. The record is from RefSeq and is a predicted model, not a curated record. Lineage: Eukaryota; Metazoa; Chordata; Actinopteri; Cypriniformes; Cyprinidae.